Danaus plexippus (monarch butterfly) is the source of this 2420-nucleotide messenger RNA. RefSeq lists its product as uncharacterized. Gene Ontology annotation, molecular function: serine-type endopeptidase activity. The coding region runs from base 88 to 2046 and encodes 652 amino acids. The record is from RefSeq and is a predicted model, not a curated record. Gene Ontology annotation, biological process: proteolysis. NCBI's taxonomy places the organism in Eukaryota, Metazoa, Arthropoda, Insecta, Lepidoptera, Nymphalidae. The transcript is spliced from 7 exons.
CCGCCCGCACAGCACCAGGCAUCGAACAAUGAGAACGUGAUACAAAAAACACGCGCCGCGGACAAUGAGAGUGAAACCCUUACACUAAUGGGCAACAUGUUGAGCGAAAGUCAAUGGAGGUUCGUACUGAUGAUGCUGGCUGUGGGCACGGGCGUCUCCGGGGAGACGAGUCGCGCGCUCAGCAUAUACCAGAGACAGAGGAGUGUACCCAUGUUCGUGCCCAGGAGUUACAGGAGGAGGUUCAGGAGAGUGCAGUUCCUGGACGAAGAAGAGAACAGCCAGCCUCUCGGGCGCGGAGAGAUCGACCUGACGGAGAACAAACACUCCAGAAUCAAGUUCGAUGACACCACGGACUAUGACUUCACCUCCGCGGACGUCACGGAGGAGCCGCGGAAGGUAGAAGCCUUGGGCACGGAGAGAUUCUACAUGCCGCGGAUGUAUCCCAAGUUCUAUCAAGGCAGGUUCGGUGGACCGUACGCCCCGAACUACGCGUUCGAACCCCUGAUUUCCUCACCACCGAGAGCGGGGUACUAUCCUAACAGUGGCUGGAAGGCGCGCAGUCCUCGCGUAGUGUUCCCUUAUUCCCCAGACGGUAACUCAGUGCUGACCAACUCUCACGCGGGACCUAAUUUCAAUGACAAUGUCGUGUUCCGUGAACAAAACUUCGGCACCAGCGACAUCGGCGCCGAAGACCAGACGCUCCAGGACAUCUCGUCAUCCCCAGUCAACAACGACGCCUUCUCUGAGAGAGAUGCCAACGAUCCACAUCGAGCUCAGAGCAACGAAAUAGAAAGAUUGCGAUACAUUAUAAGAUCAUACGAACCACGGCGCUAUACACUAAAAAAACCAAUGUUUGUUCAGACAGAGUUGACCGAGAGAAUAUUUCAGGAGCACGCGAACGUGAGUUCCGUGCUGCCAGAGUUCAAACCGAUAUCGGACGAGCAGAUACAGAAGAUAAACGACAUUAUAAAAGAAAUCACGAGCACUAAUAGAGAUAGUGGGAGAAGAGGGAGAGUUUUGGACAAGCCUAACCCUGCGCUGAUAGAGAGUAAGAAAUUAGAGAGACAAUAUGAGAAAAACUGUCCCCAGGGCGGGACGUGCGAGUUCUUUUUCUAUUGCUGGAUGGUCGGAGGACUACUGGACGGUUCCUGCGGGAGCUUGCUCAAAGGCUGUUGUCACAGAGUAGCCAAGUCCGGCAUCCUCGGGGUACAAGACUCCAACAGCUUAGAAUUCACACCGAACGAAGGACUUAGCUAUGGUCCGGUUAUAAACGAUGAGAGCUGUGGUGUUGCGGGGAAUAAGCAGACGGCACAACGACGCAUCGUCGGAGGUGACGACGCUGGCUUCGGCAGCUUCCCCUGGCAGGCCUACAUCAGAAUAGGAUCCUCAAGGUGUGGGGGGUCCCUGAUAUCUCGUCGCCACGUUGUCACAGCUGGUCACUGUGUAGCGAGGGCUCAGCCCCGACAUGUCCGCGUCACCCUCGGCGACUACGUCAUCAACUCCGCGGCGGAACCCUUCCCAGCUUAUACCUUCGGCGUCAGAUCUAUCAAGGUUCACCCGCUCUUCAAGUUCACACCUCAAGCUGAUCGUUUUGACGUGGCCGUCCUCACUCUAGACAGAAACGUACAAUACAUGCCGCAUAUAGCUCCGAUCUGUCUUCCGGAGCGAGGGUCCGACUUCCUGGGUCAGUACGGAUGGGCGGCAGGCUGGGGCGCCCUCAGUCCCGGCUCGAGACUUCGCCCUCGGACCCUACAGGCCGUCGACGUGCCCGUCAUAGACAACAGAGUGUGCGAACGAUGGCAUCGAGCUAAUGGUAUCAACGUGGUGAUAUACCCCGAGAUGCUGUGUGCGGGAUACCGCGGAGGCGGCAAGGACAGUUGUCAGGGAGACAGCGGCGGACCGCUCAUGCUGGAGCGAGGUGGUCGCUGGACCCUGGUAGGAGUGGUCUCCGCCGGCUACUCCUGCGCCUCCCGCGGCCAGCCGGGCAUCUACCACCGAGUGGCGCACACGGUGGACUGGAUCUCACAUGCCACCACUCUCACGUAGCCUGGACCGUUAGGUUAUGUUAAGUAGACCGUCUCGAUCAGACUAGACCGUUCGUCCAUAGAAUAAGGACUCGAAUACACCAUCGAGCUGUCGAGUUUGAACCAAAUGAAGUUUACCUUGACCGUCAUCGGCUGAGAUAAUUUUUGUGUAUUUAUAAUGUCGUGAAGGAACCCUUCCCCGAGUCGAAUGUGAAUGUGUGCAUCCUUUCAUAGGGGUUAUUGAAAUGCUCAGUUCCUUUGCGUUCAUUAAGAUAAUAAUAAUUCAGAAUAACAAACCAGCAGUCGGUCAAACUGACAGUCUGACACGAUACUGUACCGAUGUAACUUGUGUUCUGUAAAUUAAUCAAAAUGUGAUAAUAAAAAUUAACGAACAAC